Aspergillus aculeatinus CBS 121060 is the source of this 1039-nucleotide messenger RNA. RefSeq lists its product as uncharacterized. The transcript has 5 exons. The record is from RefSeq and is a predicted model, not a curated record. Lineage: Eukaryota; Fungi; Ascomycota; Eurotiomycetes; Eurotiales; Aspergillaceae. The coding region runs from base 314 to 1039 and encodes 241 amino acids.
CUUAAAUCUGACAGUGGAGUCCCUGACGACAAUACUCAAAUGACUUGAGUUUAUUAUCUGUAGCAACUACAGCUGAGCUGCUUGACUUGCCCUAACAACCCCCAUUUAACUUUGGGCGCCAUCCGGUUUUUCGAGAAGGCUGUUGAUCAACAAGCCGACUCUCAUUCUCGGAAUUUCCGUUCUCGUAAAGUGUCAUUGUCAUUGAUUUCUAGUGCUUCGCGACUGUAUCUCACUCCGUGUUUUCUUUUUUGAACCACGCCAAUCCACUCCAUUUCUGUCCGAUUCUCAUCAUCAACCACAGAAGAAAAGCAAAAUGCGCUGCACAUACAUCGCCCUCGCCCUCGCCCUCGACAGCACCGCCGCCUACAGCCCCGACUCAUGGACCUUCGGAUACGGCUUCCACCUGGGUCCCCCGGCCCACGGCCAGAUCACCAAGGCCACAUACUCGAUCGCCACGCCCCGAGUGCCCCAGGGGACGACGGUGAAGGACCCCCGCGAUGAAGUCUGGACCUCCAUCUGGAUCGGGGUGUCCGCCACGCAGGGCGACGCGAGCAACAGUCUCUAUCAGCCGUUGCUCAAUUGGUCGCCGGACCAGAAGUCCCAGGGCUGUUCGGCUGGAGCGGAGGAGUGGUGCGUGGCUGCUAGUACGUAUACUUCGGCCGGCCAAGUUGCGCAGCCGUACGUCCCCGUGGCGAAGGAUGCGCUGGUGGAUUUCGAGAUCCAAGUCCAAGUCCACCAAUCCGUCCGCAUCGCCGACACCCUCGUCUCCCAGCAGACCGACCCCCUCACCAACCCCCUGCAGUACCUCUACUCCGCCGACGAAUGCUACACCGGGUCAGGCGCCUGCGGCUCGUUGCCGGGCUAUAGCUGGACCAACAUUACCAUCGUCCUCAGCGAGGCGGACCCGCUGUUCGGGCAGACGUUGUCUUUGGUGGGCGCGACGAGUAGUCCUCACGGCUUCUUGACCGCGGAUGGGGGCCGUACGUGGCAUGCGGAGGCGGUGGGGAUUCCCGUGGAUGAUUUCACGGCUAAGCAUUAG